Messenger RNA from Cutaneotrichosporon cavernicola, 1443 nucleotides. RefSeq lists its product as uncharacterized. Lineage: Eukaryota; Fungi; Basidiomycota; Tremellomycetes; Trichosporonales; Trichosporonaceae. The record is from RefSeq and is a predicted model, not a curated record. Gene Ontology annotation, molecular function: misfolded protein binding; protein-folding chaperone binding. The coding region runs from base 1 to 1443 and encodes 480 amino acids. The transcript is spliced from 2 exons. Gene Ontology annotation, cellular component: endoplasmic reticulum.
AUGUCCGAAUACGCCGCCCCGCUCCUCUGGUCCUUCCUCCCCGCCCAACUCACCGCCGCCCUCCUUCCAACUCUGUGUGGCCUGGCGCCCGGCCUCUUACCCCCUUCACCCCCAGGAACGCCAGGCUACGCGCGCAACUUUCGGCGCGUAAUCACCGCCCUCGUCCUAGGAUGGUUGGCGUACGCGUUCAUCACUGAUCGACCGGACGAAAAGGGCGGCGACUGGUACGACCUCCUCGGGGUUCCUGUCCGCGUUGGCGAGGAUGGGCUCAAGAAGGCGUUUCGGGGUCUCUCGCGCAAGUUGCAUCCCGACAAGGUCGGGCCUAACCCACCGCCAGAAGUCGAGGCGCGCUUUGUCGCCAUCCGCGCAGCAUACGAGGCCCUCUCGGACCCCGUUCGGCGGUUCGCAUACGACCGCUUUGGUCCCGACAUUGCAGGAUGGCAGGGCACCAAAACCGUCCGCGACUACAUGAUGGCUGGAGUGCAGCGUGCUGCGGGCUUCUACGUCGUGACUGUCGGCCUCCUCCUUGCCCUCGGACUGUUAGGCCGCGCACGCGAAGGCGCGUACUGGCGCCUCGUACUGGUCGGCGUUCUCCUCGCUGCCGAGGUGUCUCUAGUUCUCGCCCCGACCCCUGGUGCCGAUGCCCCACUCACCGCUCUCCCCAUCCUCUCUCAUCUCCCUUCCUAUCUCUCAACGCCACUCGCGAGGGUCCUCCCCCGCCGACUCCUCGAUCGGCCAGCGUACCAGUACAUCGCCCUUCUCCGUCGUCUUACUGCCGACGCUGGGGUGGCCAUCUCCCAACUCGCAGACGUGUGGGCCGACAAGCCAGUCGACGAUCAGGCAGCCCUUAAACUCGCCGUACAACUCAACCAGACCGCCCUAUCUACUCUCGCAGAGGAGAUUGGGCCUGUGUUGGAAGCAAGCAACGACCGCACGGGUGCGGAGAAGAACCUCAUCCAGCGCAUCGAGGAUGUCGUCCUCGACCGUGGUCUCGCGGCCCAUCCACUCGUUGGGCCGGCGUAUACUGCUGCCCUGGAUCGCGAACUCAAGGGCCGUGGGAUGCCGCUGUCUAGCACCGGUGGCGAUUGCGGAGAGGACCACCAUAAUCAUGACCAAGAGGGCGAGAACAGCGACGAGCGGCCCGAUACGUCUGGCACGCGAGCCCGCGCUGAGCUUGGCCACACAACCGCCGACAGCAUCACGCCCGCCGACCUCGUCGCAUUAGGCAAGGCCAUGCCCCUUCCCCCAAGCCCGCCAACUACGCCUGCUCCCGAGAGUCUGGGACAGGUGGUGGCCGGUGACAAAGUCAAGGCGGACACAGCCAAGGCCAAGGCCAAGCGGCAAGUAAAGGAGGUAGAAGUCAAGGUGGAGGAGGUUGAGACACCCAAGCCUCUGCGGCGGAGUGCGCGGUUGUCCCGUUCCCCCGGGAUUGAGAGGGAGUAG